Adineta steineri is the source of this 1521-nucleotide messenger RNA. The record is from the annotation of a GenBank genome assembly. Lineage: Eukaryota; Metazoa; Rotifera; Eurotatoria; Adinetida; Adinetidae.
AUGUUGUGUACUUUUGAAACAUUGCCUGAUGAGAUUUUAAUGAUUAUUCUACCAUAUUGUGGUCAUGUUGUAAAUAUAUUCCACACAUUUCUUGGUUUAAAUCAACGUUUAAAUCAAAUUCUUAUUGAUAGACGUUUACAUUUAUUAACUGAUUUCUUACAUGUCAAUGCACGAGAUGAUUACUAUAAUUCUCGUAUAUUUCAACAAGUUUCUCGACAAUUAUUAUCAAUAAAUAUAUCAUUAGAUGAAGAAAAACUCAAUCAAUUAUUACAACCAUUAAUUAUUUUUCAUAUACAAUUAAAAUAUAUUGAAUUGGGAUGUGAAUUUCAAUUAUAUUCUGAAAAAUUUCAUUCAGUUCGCCAACAACUUACUGAUGAUAAAAUUAUUAAAAUAGAUAAUGAAUUAAAGGAAAAAUUCCAUAGUAUAACUCAAACACCUCUAACUAUGCAAUAUAUUCAUGAUAUUGAACAUCUUGUUUUAACAGUUGGUGCUCGUCUCAUAUGUAAUGAUGAUGAACUAUGUGGAUUUAAUUUUAGUAAAUUUAUCAAUGAUCAAUUUCUUGCUCAUAUUAAGGAUACUGAUGAAAAAAACUCUUUUUUAUCAAUUAAUUCAUAUUUAAAAUUGUUUAAAAUAUUAAUUAUUUCAAAUCCAUUUCUUCUCAAUAAUAAAGAUUAUGUUGGUAACGGUGGUUUGGAUGUGAUAUAUUUUCUUAUAUAUACUCUCUAUCAAUUAAAUCAUUUCUAUCAUGGUCAUUCUUCAACAUUCGUAAAUAUGAAAUAUUAUCGAGCUAUCGUCGACUUAUUUCUUUUUGCUAUACAAUGUCGAAAACAAGCAUAUAAUGAACAUUAUGAUAUUCGAAAAAUUAUGUUUGAAGUACUGCAAUUAAUUCCUGAGAUUAAUAAUGAUAUUUUUAUACAAACUGCUCAACGGGAAAUAUUAAAGAUAAUUAUUGAUGAAUGUAAUAUUAUAUCAAAUCAACCAGUGGAUGAAUAUGAGAGAUAUGACUUUCAAAGAAUACUAAAAAAUUUAGUAAAAAAACAACGUUUAGAUAUUAUUAGAUAUAUUGAUCAAUGUGAUGCAUUUAAAGAAUUAUUUAAACAAGUAAAUUAUAGUCGAGAAUGUAUAGAUAUAAUGACAGGUAAUCGAUCGGGAAGACAAUUGCUCGGACAAAUUUUUAAGGAAAAGCUAUUGAAUUUUUUAUAUUUCAAUAAAUCUUUCAUAUUUAUUCUAUUAGACAAAAAAGAACGAAAAUUAAUUAAACAAUUAUUAGAAUUAUUUCCACAUCUCAUUUCUGAAGUAGAUAAUGAUGGAAAUGAUCCGUUACUUUAUAUUUGUCUUAAAGUGUAUGGUUGUCGACACCGAAUUAUCGAACAUUUAAUUAAAAUGGGAUCAGAUUUGGAACGAAAGAAUAUUCAAGGACAAAACUUCAUGGCAGCAUUACAAUUACAAAGAAAUCGAAAACUAUUAAAAACCUUGUACGAGAAAGAAAUUAUUAAAAAUGAUAUUCAAUAUGUGAAUUGA